Molecule: messenger RNA, 1203 nt
Organism: Taeniopygia guttata (zebra finch)
Lineage: Eukaryota; Metazoa; Chordata; Aves; Passeriformes; Estrildidae
Gene: FOLR1
Product: folate receptor gamma
Cellular component (GO): external side of plasma membrane
Molecular function (GO): signaling receptor activity
Source: RefSeq, a predicted model, not a curated record
CUCCAUCCCUGUCCCCUCUCUCCAGCCCUGUCCCCUCUCUCCAGCCGGGUCCCGGGAUGGCAGUGCCGCUGGCCGUGGCUCUUGCGGUGGCCCUGGCGCUGUUGGCUGCCGAGGCGCUGAAGGAGCCGCUGCUGAACGUCUGCAUGGACGCCAAACACCACAAGAGCGAGCCGGGCCCCGAGGGGAGGCUGUACCAGCAGUGCUCCCCCUGGAAGGACAACGCCUGCUGCACAGCCAACACCAGCCUGGAAGCCCACAAGGACCAGUCCUACCUCUACAACUUCAACUGGAACCACUGUGGGGUGAUGCCACCCAAGUGCAAGCGCCACUUCAUCCAGGACACGUGCUUGUACGAGUGCUCACCCAACCUGGGGCCCUGGAUCGAGCAGGUUGACAGCAGCUGGCGUCGGGAGAGGAUCCUCCACGUGCCCCUCUGCAGGGAGGACUGCGAGGAGUGGUGGGAGGACUGCAAGGACGCCCUCACCUGCAAGGAGAACUGGCACAAGGGCUGGAACUGGGCCACAGGAACCAACCGCUGUCCCUGGGGCUCCAUGUGCAGACCCUUCAGCCAGGUCUUCCCCCGCCCCCAGGACCUGUGUGAGAAGAUCUGGUCCAACUCCUUCCGCUACAGCCCCGAGCCCCGGGGCAGCGGCCGCUGCAUCCAGAUGUGGUUCGACCCUGCCCAGGGCAACCCCAACGUGGCCGUGGCGCGGUACUACGCCCGCAGACAGAGAUCCUACCCGGCUCAGGCUGGCGGGGCCCCGCGGGCACUGCCCUGCCCCGCGCUGCUCCUGCUGCCCCUGGCCCUGCUGCUGCUGCCCGGGCAGCUGGGGGCUCUGGGCGCCCAGGGACCGAGCUCCCUGUGACCUCCCUGCCAGGGGCACGGCCAGGCUGCCCCAGCUGCCCUGCGAGAGGAACUGACCUCGGAACUCCCUCUGUCUGUCUGUCUGUCUGUCUGUCUGGCCCAGCGCCCAGCACGAGUUGUGUUGCUGGACCUGGGUACCACCUCUCGCUGCUGACCAGAGCAGGGAUUUUCGUACCUCUGGGGAGGAGCAGAGCAGUCUCUGCUCUGAUGUGGGAGCUCCUGCCCAUCUGUUCCCCCCACGGCGUGUGCUGGCGUGGCUGAGCUCUGGUGGCUGAGCUCUGGUGGCUGCUGGGGCUCCCUGAAGGGUGGCUGUGAAAAUAAAGUCUGGCUCUGGAUCA